CCCCCGCCUCUUGGGCCAAACUCCGACCCAUCGCCAUUACUCCUUUGGGCCCCACCCUGCUGUGUAAAAGCUUUGUCGGCUUCCCAGGCCCCUGCCCCCCAGGGUUUAAACACUGGGCAGUUCGGCAACAUGCCCCUCCUCUUCCACCCAACACUCCCCUCGUCAGUUUCUUCGACUUCGUCCAACCCCACCUCGACAAGCGCAAACCCUCCGUCCCCAAAGCAUCUUCUUUGAUUUCAAGAAGUUUUCCGCCUGGUGGCCCACACUACGGUCACUCAAAAGCAGGCAGCUUCCACGGGCAUCGGGGAGUGCCUCACCCUUUUUGGUUUUGGCGGGAUUUUCCCUCUCCAACAGGAAAACAGGCCGUGCGCGUGCAGGCGCCCCCUCGAAAAACCCCCUCUCCUGGACCACCGAAAAUCACGCCACCAUCAAUGCUAAAGUCAGUUGAGAUGCAUUUCGACUUCUCCCCCAAAAACCCCCCCCCCUCCCCCAUCCUCACGCUGGAAAAACCCAAUCCGCUCGACGUAGCCCGUUCCCCCAAGCUGCUCGGCGUCACCACCGAUAAGCCUCCGGGCCCAAAGAAAGCCCGGGGCCCCUCGUGA
This is a messenger RNA of Penaeus monodon (black tiger shrimp), 602 nucleotides long. RefSeq names its product pistil-specific extensin-like protein. The record is from RefSeq and is a predicted model, not a curated record. NCBI's taxonomy places the organism in Eukaryota, Metazoa, Arthropoda, Malacostraca, Decapoda, Penaeidae. The transcript is spliced from 2 exons. The annotation marks the transcript as partial.